This is a messenger RNA of Ruditapes philippinarum (Manila clam), 2444 nucleotides long. Its product is annotated as thioredoxin domain-containing protein-like. The transcript is spliced from 9 exons. The coding region runs from base 29 to 964 and encodes 311 amino acids. NCBI's taxonomy places the organism in Eukaryota, Metazoa, Mollusca, Bivalvia, Venerida, Veneridae. The record is from RefSeq and is a predicted model, not a curated record.
UCGCUUACAACGUUGAAGAAAAAUCAAAAUGAAAGCAAAUUCGAACAUUUUUUUUGUCAUAUGUUUUUGUUUCUUGCAAUUUAUUGGCAUCUGUUUUUGUGAUGUAGAGCAGCUUGAGUCAACAGAGUUUAACAGUUUUGUUACAUCGAAUGCCCUUGUCCUGGUUUUAUUUAAGGCUUCAGGGGAAUGUCCAUCAUGCAAUAAAGCACUUGAAUAUUUGGGUCGCCUGCCACAGCCGGAUCUUGUUCAAACAGAAAUCUUGAAGAGAUAUGUGAUUGAUGAUAGACUGGCGGACAAACUCGGUGCACUAGAUUACCCGUCUCUAGUCUACUAUAGGAAUGGAUACCCGGCUUUAUAUAAUGGUAAGUUAAGCAGUUCUGAUGACCUGCCAGAGCUUGUAGAAUGGUUAUCACAAGCCUCAGAUGUAGCAACUAAAGAUCUGUAUGACGAUUCAUUUGAACAUCUUACCCAGGCAUCAACAGGGGCAACAACUGGGGACUGGUUUGUCCUGUUUUAUAAACCUGGCUGUGAGGAUUGUAUGAAGAUACUAUCCAGUGUUGAAUGUGCAGCUAUAAGUGUUAAAUAUAGAAUGAGCUUUGCAAAGAUUGAUGUGGAUCAGAACCCAAAGUUGACUAAAAGAUUUAAUAUUACAACAUGCCCAUAUGGAAUUUUGUUUAAGAAAGGCAAAAUGUACCCAUAUGAACCUAGGAAGUUUGAUACAAACUCAUUGAUAGCUUUCACUGAGACCUGGUAUAAGAAUGUUAAGUCAUCACCUGUACCAAGGGAGCCCACAUCAUUUGAUAUUUUAACAGAAUCUAUAGCAAUGUAUAUAAAACAACAAGUAGAAGACCCAAAUAAAAACUGGUUACUGAUACUUGGUGUGCCAUCUGUGUGUUUACUUGUGGUAGUUUUAUUGAUAUUUGUGUUCAGAAAACCUCAGGAUACAAGGAGGAAACAUGACUGAUUCAUUUAUUCAUUUUAACCUAUUAUAUGUUUAUAUGGAGUUGGAUUCAAUUGGAACUGGUUCAAGAAUAAAAUUGGAUUUACUGUAAUACAGUCAUGAAAGUAAAUAUUCAAUUUACAUGAAAGUCAUGCUAGUAACCAGGCAAUUCUAUCUUUAAACAUGUAUUAAGAUAUUUUGCUAGCCCAUGAGAUAAACCGCAUGCCAAGUUCAUUGCUGUUGGGCAAGGGUCUUUUUCAACAUCUGAAAGUGUUCUAAAUACAGAAUUUUAAGUUACUGGAUUGUUCUAAAAAGAAUUGGAUUUAUUGAAUUUUUAAAAAUAAAGAAUUGAAUUUUCUCAACUGUUCUAAAUUUGAUUUACUGAAUAAACUUUUGUUAAUAUAUCUCUGUAUGUACUGAUUUAUUCUUAUUAUAGAAUUGCUAAAAAUAGAAUUGAAUUUGCUGAAGUGUUCUAAAAGAGACAUUUGAUAUACUGAAUACACUGUUCUUAUUAUAAAAAAUGGAUUUUCUGAAUUGUUGUUAAUAUAUAAUAGGAUACAGUGAACUGUUUUAGAUUUAAUGCAAAAUUGGAUUUAUUGAGCUAAAUUUUCUGGAUAUUAAAUUGGUUCUAUAUAUAGAAAUGGAUGAACAGAACUGUCAUAAACAUAUAUGCAUAUUGUUUUUACCAUAGAACUGAAUUGUCCUGAUUUUAGUCUGCUAUAAAACAAAAUUGGGCAUACAUGUUAGUCAUUAUUAUUUUUAUUAAAAUCAAAUUAAAAGAAUUGGAUUUCCACAUCUAUUAAAAAAUAAAAAAAUGGAUCUAUGAAAGAGUUUCUGAUAUAGAAUUGGAUGUAUUUAACUGUUUUCAGUAUAGACUUAAAUACUAGUCUGUUCUUAACAAUAAAGUGUUAUAUAAAAAAAAACAUUUGUUAAUAUACGAGUUAGUUUAUUAAUUUGUUAUAAAUAUGAAAUUGUAUUUACUAACAUGUUCAGAAAAAUUGGAUUAAAAUUUUACUGAAUAGUUUUAAAUAUAUAGAUUUUCAUCUACAGACAUUUUGAAUUACUGCACUGUUAUUUAUCUAUUGCAUACGCUUUAAUGAUAGUGGAAUUUUAAAACAUAGAAAUGCAUUAAUUUAUUGUACUUCUUUAAGAAGUAGACUGACCAAAGUGGAAGGUAUACCACUUAAUUUUUUGGUUUACUUUAAUAAAAAUUUCUCAAGGAUUUCAUUUUUUUUUUAAUUUGCAAGUUUUAAGGGAUAUCAUAUAUGAUCUGUAGAAAAAUAUCACCACAUUUAUUGACGGAAACGAAAUUGCCUUUGUAGAUUUUUUUCAUUUAUCUUGAUGAUUUUUUUUACCUUGGUAAGAAUCAAAUGACUUUUUAUGAAUAUUUGUGAUGGGUUUAUGAAGAAAAGGUGAAAAUAUUGAUUGAAUGUAUAAUACAUGCAUUUAUUUUGUUCUUGUUAUAUGAAAAAAGCAGGUAUUGAAAUAAAGAUGAUAAAAAUAA